GUCAACCCCGGCGGCCGCCAUGCCCGGCAUCGACAAGCUCCCCAUCGAGGAGACGCUGGAAGACAGCCCCCAGACCCGGUCUUUGCUGGGAGUAUUUGAAGAAGAUGCUGCUGCAAUUUCCAAUUACAUCAAUCAGUUAUUUCAAGCCAUGCACAGAAUAUAUGAUGCACAGAAUGAAUUAAGUGCAGCAACUCAUCUGACUUCAAAGCUUCUGAAGGAAUAUGAGAAACAGCGUUUUCCACUAGGGGGAGAUGAUGAAGUUAUGACUUCCACUUUACAGCAAUUUGCAAAAGUGAUAGAUGAGCUCAGCUCUUGCCAUGCAGUACUUUCAACUCAACUUGCAGAUGCAAUGAUGUUUCCUAUCACCCAGUUUAAAGAAAGGGAUCUAAAAGAGAUAUUAACUCUAAAAGAAGUUUUCCAAAUUGCAAGCAAUGACCAUGAUGCUGCCAUUACCAGAUACAGUCGGUUGUCAAAAAGAAGGGAAAAUGAAAAGAUCAAGGCUGAAGUUACAGAAGAUGUAUAUACUUCCAGGAAAAAACAGCAUCAGACUAUGAUGCAUUAUUUCUGUGCAUUAAAUACUCUUCAGUACAAAAAGAAAAUUGCUAUGCUAGAACCUUUGCUAGGAUACAUGCAAGCUCAGAUAAGUUUUUUUAAAAUGGGUUCAGAAAAUCUUACUGAGCAAUUGGAAGAAUUUUUGACCAAUAUUGGCACAAGUGUACAGAAUGUUCGCAGGGAAAUGGAGUGUGAAGUAGAAAACAUGCAACAAACUAUAGAGGACUUGGAAGUAGCUAGUGAUCCACUCUAUUUGCCUGAUCCUGAUCCUACAAAAUUUCCUGUUCAUAGAAAUCUAACACGGAAAGCUGGCUAUCUCAAUGCAAGAAAUAAGACAGGGCUGGUAUCUUCCAGUUGGGAGAGACAGUUUUACUUCACUCAAGGUGGAAAUCUGAUGAGCCAGGCAAGAGGUGAUGUAGCUGGGGGACUUGUCAUGGAUAUAGACAAUUGUUCUGUAAUGGCUGUAGACUGUGAAGACAGACGGUACUGUUUUCAGAUAACAUCUUUUGAUGGCAAAAAGUCUUCAAUCUUACAGGCAGACAGUAAAAAAGAUUAUGAAGAGUGGAUAUGCACCAUAAACAACAUAUCCAAACAGAUAUAUCUAAGUGAAAACCCUGAGGAAAUUGCUGCACGUGUAAAUCAGUCAGCUCUGGAGGCUGUUACUCCAUCUCCUUCCUUUCAGCAGAGGCAUGAGAGCAUGCGGCCAGCUAUACAAUCUCGUCCUCCUGCAGCUCGUACUAGCAGCACAGGGUCACUGGGAUCUGAAUCGCCAGCUUUAUCGGCACUUUCCUUGGAUUCGCUUGUUGCCCCUGACACUCCUAUACAAUUUGACAUAAUAUCUCCAGUUAGCGAAGAUCUGCCUGGUCAAGCAAAAUCUUCAGGGCAGUCGGGCAGACGCACAAAUCCUUUUGGUGAAUCUGGAGGCUCAAAAUCUGAAACAGAAGAUUCAAUUCUUCAUCAGUUAUUUAUUGUAAGAUUUCUUGGCUCUAUGGAGGUGACGUCUGAUGAAAGUCCAGAUGUUGUUUAUGAAACAAUGCGUCAAAUACUAGCAGCUCGUGCCAUCCAUAACAUUUUCAGGAUGACAGAAUCACAUUUAUUAGUCACUUGUGACUGUUUAAAGUUAAUCGAUCCACAGACACAAGUUACAAGACUACGAUUUCCUUUGCCCAAUGUAGUCCUGUAUGCUACGCACCAGGAGAAUAAGCGCCUUUUUGGAUUUGUGCUUAGAACUUCAGGAGGGAGAGUUGAGAGCCGCCAAACUUCCGUCUGCUAUAUAUUUGAAUCAAAUAAUGAAGGGGAAAAGAUUUGUGACUCUGUUGGACUGGCAAAACAGAUAGCUUUUCAUGCAGAACUGGAUCGAAAAGCAUCAGAAAAGCAGAAAGAAAUAGAUAGAGUCAAAGAGAAACAACAAAAAGAACUGAAUAAGCAAAAACAAAUUGAAAAGGACUUAGAGGAGCAGAGCCGGUUGAUAGCUGCUUCCAGCAGAUCGAACCAGAGCAGUGGAGAAGGACAAUUUGUAGUCCUUAGCAGCAGCCAGUCAGAAGACAGUGAUUUAGGAGAAGAUGGAAGGAAGAAGAGAGAAUCUGAAGCCUAAGGUUGCCUACUUUAUUAAAAUUGGAAUCAUGGAUAUAUCCGGUGAAAUGGCACAAGUUCUACAAGAAGUGAAAUGUAGGUGGAGGGUCUGUUAUGUUUAUAUAUAAAGACUUUACAAUAUGUAGACCCUAUUAUGCCUUGAUUUUUCUUUCUCAAUUAAGUAAGUGAUGUCCAUUUUCAUGUCAGUAUAAUUGCUUUUCUGUAUGCCAGAUGAAGCAUGGUGAUGCUGCUACCAUGUUUAUUACAAAAUUAUAUUUUCUUAAGGCUUCUCUGCAGUAUGGACAAAACUGUGGGGUUUUUUCCCCACUUACUCCUCUGUGCAAUUGACUGCUCUUGAAGCAAAACUUACAACUCUCAUUGGACUUCAGCAGUACACUGAAAUUUGUUCUUUACGCUGCAGUAUGGAGAAUACCUUGCUGGAAAUAAAAGUGGAUGACCAAAUAAGACAGUGCUAAGCUUUACCUAAUUUGUUGCACAUAACUGUUUUAGAUUUAGAAAGAAAAAUCCUUAUUAACAUCAGUGAGCUGUGCAAUAGUUCUAUACAGAAAGAUCUCUUUUGUUUCAUAUUGCACUGUAUGAUACUGUCUUGAUUUUUUUGGUGACUAUAAUGCUGAAAGACUUCUUUCAACAGGAGAAAAAAUACUGUCAGACCUAGAUAAGAGCUGAUGAGACAUAGUUGCACUUUGCUGCAUGAGGAAUGUAUAAAACAUUCCUUAUCAAAUGAUAAGAAUAAUGUAUAUAUUCUUGUAGCACAAGUGCCAUGUUCGUAGUUU
Molecule: messenger RNA, 2918 nt
Organism: Gavia stellata (red-throated loon)
Lineage: Eukaryota; Metazoa; Chordata; Aves; Gaviiformes; Gaviidae
Gene: APPL1
Product: adaptor protein, phosphotyrosine interacting with PH domain and leucine zipper 1
Exons: 22
Coding region: 20-2146 (708 amino acids)
Biological process (GO): signaling
Cellular component (GO): cytoplasm; endosome membrane
Molecular function (GO): identical protein binding
Source: RefSeq, a predicted model, not a curated record